Molecule: messenger RNA, 1881 nt
Organism: Trichoderma asperellum CBS 433.97
Lineage: Eukaryota; Fungi; Ascomycota; Sordariomycetes; Hypocreales; Hypocreaceae
Biological process (GO): proteasome-mediated ubiquitin-dependent protein catabolic process
Cellular component (GO): GID complex; nucleus; cytoplasm
Molecular function (GO): protein binding; ubiquitin protein ligase activity
Source: RefSeq, a predicted model, not a curated record
GCCUAACAACUUCUUGGAGAGCCCGUUCGCAGGGCGGAAUUGGGGUUUUUUUUUUCUCGCUCGCUCCCAGAUAGCUUACAUUCGAGCUUUAUGAUCCAUUUCAUUCUAUAAGUUCUCCGUUGCUUCUCUGCCAGAGCAUUCCUGUUGGCGACCAUGGCUAGCCCGGGCGAUGACAUUGUCUCGCCAUUUGGUCCGCUGCAGAAUGAACUGGCACGGAUGAGAGGGGCGAAUCUCACGACUGCUAUCCAAGAUGUCGACAAGAUUAUCGAGUAUCUGGUGGCAGCUAGGGAUCAAGUUGCUGCACCUGACGCUGACCACCACCGAAUCAGCAUGGCAAUGACAACCCUUCAGAAUCCUGUCAAAGAUCGGCUUGAAGCCAUCAACAACGAUCUCAGAGAUGUGACCAAGGCGCAGCGGAGCUUCGGAAAGGCCCUUGACAAGGCCUUGCCGCAGAGGGAACUGCCGAUGGGGACAGAUGCCAUGGCGGAUCACCCCUCCCUCAUAAACCGCGCCAUAGCCAUGCAUCUCGUCCGAGAGGGCCAGUUUUCUGUUGCAUCGACCUUUGUCCGCGAGUCGCGAGACCAGCAGCCCCCCCUUUCAUUAGAGCCCUGGUCUCCCCGUACGGCACGGACCGACGAAGAUGGCGAUGACGACAUGAUACAAGAAGAUGGAGAGGAGGAGAGGCUUACCGGACAUGGAGUCAACAACUAUCCCGAGGACCUCCAAGGGCAGUUUGCAGAGAUGUACAGUCUCCUAUCGGAGCUGAGAAACAGGAAUCUAGGACCAGCUAUCAAAUGGGCACGCCAAAAUAAUAGCAGGCUGGAGUCAGCGGGAAGCAACCUGGAGUUUGAACUCUGCAAAUUGCAAUUUGUAUGGCUAUUCAAGGGACCUGAGGUCAAUGGGCUACCUGAUGAUGAGAGGAAUGGGGAAAUGGGCGCAUUACGAUACGCAAAGGAGCACUUUGCUCGCUUUCAGAGUCGGCAUCUUAAAGAGAUUCAGCAACUUUGCGGUGCAAUCGUCUUUGCACCAAACAUUGAGCAGUCUCCCUACCGGCAUAUCUUCCAGAUCGAUUCGGCAUUCGAAGAUGUCGCCACCUCAUUCACUCGUGAAUUCUGCUCUCUAUUAGGCUUAUCAGCAGAAUCACCACUAUAUGUAGCCGUCACAGCCGGUUCCAUUGCUUUACCCCGACUUAUCAAAUAUAACAAGAAUACGAAGGAGAAGAAAACAGAGUGGACGACGGAGAACGAGAUGGCAUUUGAAACGCCUCUCCCGCCAUCCAUGAUUUAUCACUCCAUUUUCGUAUGCCCUGUCAGCAAGGAGCAGACGACGGAACAGAAUCCCGCCAUGAUGCUCCCUUGCGGACAUGUAAUUUGCAGAGAGAGUUUGCACAACAUGGCAAAAGGCUCAAGGUACAAAUGUCCGUAUUGCCCGACAGAAGGCCAUUUGAGAGACGCCAUUAAAAUCACACUCUGAGACCAUUAUCUUUUUUUAGCAGUUAUGGAAAGGGAGGGUUUGGUUUGGCUUCUACUGAUAAACGAGGAGCGCUUUGGAUCCUUUUUUAAGGCGUUUUACGGUAUUCCGUGUUCAAUAAUGGACUUUGUCUCAAUUCGUUGUUUUCUUCUUCCUUUCUUUAUUAUUUUUUUUUUGUCUACCAAAGCGAGGAUAUCAUCCUUUGAUAGGAUGAUUUGGGGGUCUUUUCUCCUGUUUUCGAUAAGCAACUGGGGCAUCUAUCUAUUUCUUUCAUUACGCUUUUUCUUAGCGGAAAUAAAACCAUAGUAUUGGAUUGGCAGUCAGAUGUAAAGCGCUCUUUUUUUUUGUAGUAGUAGUAGUAGUAGUAUUAGUCCUGUUUCAGAUCAGGAACAAAUCCCAAUAUAUAACGUA